AAAGAAGGCUUAACAGUGAUACAAGUCUGGUACAGAAGAAAUGUCAACUCUCAACAACACUACUCCGGUUACUCAAGUUACUCCGGUUAACGGAGAUUCCUCAUCAUCCAUCAUUCGAGUUUCCAUCGUCCAAGCUUCUACCGUCUAUAACGAUACUCCCAAAACUAUAGAAAAGGCGGAGAAGUUAACCGCAGAGGCGGCAAGCAACGGAUCUAAGCUGGUGGUGUUCCCGGAGGCUUUUAUCGGUGGCUAUCCUCGUGGGUUUAGGUUUGGUUUAGCGGUUGGUGUUCAUAACGAUGAAGGUCGUGAUGAGUUCCGAAAGUAUCAUGCUUCUGCUAUUCAUGUUCCUGGCCCUGAAGUAGAAAAAUUGGCGGAGGUGGCUAGGAAAAACAAUGUGUACAUGGUGAUGGGGGCUAUAGAGAAGGAAGGUUAUACACUCUACUGCACAGCCCUGUUCUUCAGUUCCGAAGGUCGGUUCUUGGGGAAGCACCGUAAACUCAUGCCGACAUCUCUUGAACGUUGCAUUUGGGGUUAUGGAGAUGGAUCAACCAUUCCUGUUUACGACACUCCCAUUGGCAAACUUGGUGCUGCUAUUUGCUGGGAAAAUAGGAUGCCUCUCUACAGAACUGCCUUGUACGCAAAAGGCGUCGAGAUUUAUUGUGCACCUACUGCUGAUGGUUCACAGGAAUGGCAAUCGUCGAUGCUUCACAUUGCCCUCGAGGGUGGAUGUUUCGUCUUGUCGGCUUGCCAGUUUUGUCAGCGUAAAGAUUUCCCUGAGCAUCCUGAUUACUUGUUUACUGAUUCGGACGACUACAAAGGAGAUGAUGCUAUUGUCUCCCCAGGCGGUAGUGUCAUUAUUUCACCAUUGGGAAAGGUUCUCGCCGGACCAAACUUUAAAUCAGAGGGUAUCAUCACAGCUAAUCUUGAUCUUGGUGAUAUUGCAAGAGCCAAGUUAUACUUCGAUGUGGUUGGACAUUACUCGAAGCCAGAUGUUUUUAAUUUGACCAUAAAUGAGCACCCGAAGAAACCGGUUACAUUCGUGUCGAAGACGGUGAAAGCAGAGGAUGACUCAGAGUUUCAAGAAAAAUGAUUGAGAUCUGAAAUUUGUCACUUAUCCUUUCCAUAACUUCUGGAGUUAAUGUCAGUCACAUGGUGGAGACGAGUUUAAAAUACUAGGGUUGAGUCCGCGCUUCGCGCGGAUUUUAUUUUAUGUUUGUGUUUUUAUAUUUUUUAUAUAUUAUUUUAUAAAAAAACACAAUGUGUUCGGUUAGUUAUAACAACAAAUUUCUCUUAA
This is a messenger RNA of Eutrema salsugineum, 1294 nucleotides long. Its product is annotated as nitrilase 2. The record is from RefSeq and is a predicted model, not a curated record. The transcript is spliced from 5 exons. Gene Ontology annotation, biological process: detoxification of nitrogen compound. Gene Ontology annotation, molecular function: nitrile hydratase activity; nitrilase activity. Lineage: Eukaryota; Viridiplantae; Streptophyta; Magnoliopsida; Brassicales; Brassicaceae. The coding region runs from base 41 to 1090 and encodes 349 amino acids.